This is a messenger RNA of Pipistrellus nathusii (Nathusius's pipistrelle), 825 nucleotides long. The record is from the annotation of a GenBank genome assembly. Lineage: Eukaryota; Metazoa; Chordata; Mammalia; Chiroptera; Vespertilionidae.
AUGUCAGAAGAAAGUGACUCUCUGAGAACCAGCCCUUCUGCGGCCUCACUUUCCGAAAAUGAGCUGCCGCCAGCACCCAAGCCUCCUGGCUAUGUGUGCUCGCUGACGGAAGACCUGGUCACCAAGGCCAGGGAGGAGCUGCAGGAGAAGCCGGAAUGGAGGCUUCGGGACGUGCAGGCCCUCCGCGACAUGGUGCGGAAGGAGUUCCCCAAUCUGCGCACCUCUCUGGACGACGCCUUCCUGCUGCGCUUCCUCCGGGCCCGCAAGUUUGACUACGACCGGGCCCUGCAGCUCCUCAUCAGCUACCACAGCUGCCGCAGGAGUUGGCCCGAAGUCUUCCAUAACCUGAGGCCGUCGGCCUUAAAAGAGGUCCUCGCUUCCGGAUUCCUCACCGUGCUGCCCCACACCGACCCCCGGGGCUGCCCUAUCCUCUGCAUCCGCCCAGACAGAUGGGUACCGAGCAACUAUCCAAUUACCGAAAACAUCCGAGUCAUCUACUUGACAUUGGAAAAACUCAUUCAGUCUGAAGAAACCCAAGUGAAUGGAAUUGUCAUUCUUGCGGACUACAAAGGAGUGAGCUUAUCAAAAGCAUCUCACUUUGGCCCUUUUAUAGCCAAAAAGGUGAUUGGCAUCCUCCAGGAUGGCUUCCCCAUUCGGAUUAAAGCGGUCCACGUCGUGAAUGAACCUCGAAUAUUUAAAGGCAUUUUUGCCAUCAUAAAACCAUUUCUGAAGGAGAAAAUAGCAAACAGAAGGAGCACGCACUCUGCCCCAGAGACAAACCCAGGUCCCCAUGGUGGGUCUUGUGUGUUGGUGAUGACUCAGUGA